AGUAGUGACGUGUCGAUUUUUGCACUAAUCUGAAGUAGUGAUGUUUAGCCUGUUUAGCUCGUGAGGUGAGGAGUGAUUUUAAAACUACAGUACGGUGUUUGUGAAUAAGAAUAAUUUGUGUGUACAGUUUUGUGAAUUUCGUAAAAUUGUGUAUAAAUUUAGAAUGUUAAAUCGUAGACUUAGUUAAUCCAGCCGAAUAUUUCGAAUUUAUUUUCGCCGAACUAUUACAACUAUAGUGAUUAUUGCAACUUUUACAGAAAGAGGAUAGACAGAGUUUUGAAAAUGGUUGGAUACAUAGAAGACUUGGAGCUUAUAAGUGUUGCUGACAUUCUGAAAGAUGUGUCGUUGAACAACAGUUCGAUGUCCUCAACAACCAAUCCAUCAAAUUUGUCACCGAGUGGAAGUCAGCGGUUCAAUCCGGAUUUGCAGGACUACACAAAUAUGCCGGAAUAUGGAAACAAUCAGAGAUUUGAUACUGCUGAAGGCAGCCAGGUGCUGAAAAUCCCAAAUCCAGUCGGCUAUCUUCAAGAGCUAUGCGCCAAAAAAGGUUUUACGCUCCCCGUAUAUGGCGUUCUAAAGCAAGAUGGACCUGCUCAUGAACCGACGUUUUCUACGUUUUGUCGCGUUCAAGACCAUUAUCGUGUCGUGUCAUCAAAAUCGAAGAAGAGGGGGAAGGAAAUGGUAGCGAGAGAAUUGAUUAUGUGUCUGAAAAUGGCUAUCGAUGCACGACCAAAAACUGAAAACGCAACUGUCCCAAAUUUUACGAGUGAAACAAUAUCCGAAGCGCCCAGCCCUCCUAGAAGCACCAACUACGUUGGAUUUCUACAAGAAUAUUGCGUCAGAAAGCAGCUUCCUCCGCCGUAUUAUGGUACAGAGAAAAGCACUGGAACCCCAAAUAAUCCGAGUUUCUACAUAUUUUGUGAAGUGGGAUCGUACAGAGAAGUGGGAAUUGCGAGCAAUAAGAAAGCUGCAAAACAGAUGGCAGCUGAAAAAAUUCUGGAUCUCUUAGACAUGAAAGCGGAAGCUGAUCCUUCUUUGAAAGAAAGUCCGAAUGCCGAAAAUAACGAAACUCUUCAGUCUACGACGAACUUGAACAUAAAUGACAUUCAGGUGCUAAGUGAAUCUGCACUAAAAACUGUUGCCACCAUUCCGAACCCAGUUGGUCACUUGCAGGAACUGUGCGUUAAAUAUCGAUUGAGACCUCCUGCCUAUGAAAUUGUCAAAGUGGACGGACCGCCACAUUUGCCCACAUUUACAACGACGUGUAAAGUUGAGAAUUUAUGUCAGGAAGCUGUAUCGAAUAAUAAAAAGAAGGGCAAAGAGAUUGCCGCAUCGAAAAUUCUUAAUUUGUUGAUAGAUCAUCAUAAGUCGAAGGCACAGUAGAAAGAGAAAGCGAAGAAGAGACAGAUUCAUGAUCCGUUACAUCAAGUGUUUUUAUUCUAGCUCUUCGAUUUGAAUUAAAUUUAAUUUUUUAGCCGAAUAUUUUUUGGAAUUCUUUUUCAAAUUAUUCGAACUUGUGUAUGCUCUGCUUAGGUUAAUAGCAAAACUAAUUUUUAAGACAAAAUUUUACGGAAAGAUAGUCAAAAGCUCUCCGAAUUUAAUUGAUUUUUCUAUAUUUCAAAUGGUACGUGUAAAAAUUGUGUCACAUUUUAGCUGACGAUAUUUAAAAAAAAACUUUUUUAUUGAUAACACUAACACAUCCGUUUAUUGUGUCGAUUUAUUCAAUGCCGACAAAAACAGGCUAUUCAUUCAAAUAUUUACAAAGGCAUAUCUGAGUGUAUCAAGGCUCAACAGUUCCAACUUGCGUAUAAUUCAACUAUUGUGUUACAUCUAAAACACUGGAAAGUUGAUCUUUUAGCGAUUACGACAAAACUUUUCUUAUUAAACAUUUUUUCCCCAUUUUCACUGUGCUAUGAUUACAAAAAAAAAUUAAGGAAAAGAAAAUUGCCGCAUGUUAUUUGUGUAAAAUAUAAAUUCAAAGUAUGGAUAUGAUAUAUGAUGAUAUCUAAGAGAUUGUAAUGUGUAAAAGCAAAAACUUUGUUCAUUAUAAAACUAUGCGCCAACACUAAUGAAAAUUAAAAGGAUUUCGCCUUUUA
Messenger RNA from Bradysia coprophila, 2096 nucleotides. Its product is annotated as RISC-loading complex subunit tarbp2. Gene Ontology annotation, molecular function: siRNA binding; double-stranded RNA binding. Gene Ontology annotation, cellular component: cytoplasm; RISC-loading complex; nucleus. The record is from RefSeq and is a predicted model, not a curated record. NCBI's taxonomy places the organism in Eukaryota, Metazoa, Arthropoda, Insecta, Diptera, Sciaridae. Gene Ontology annotation, biological process: siRNA processing; regulation of regulatory ncRNA processing.